UGGCAGUAUAAAAGCAGCCCAUGGCUACACCGAGAACACCACUUCUUCGGACUGCAGCCCCAAAGAGCCGCACUAUGAACUCAUUGGUGAUCUUCCUCGUUGGUUCCGCCCUUCUGGUGUGCACUAUGGCCGGUGGGCUCAGUGGCGUCGGCUACGGUGGAGGCCUCGGUUACGGUGGUGGUCUCGGCUAUGGUGGUCUCGGCUACGGUGGUCUCGGCUACGGUGGCGGCUUAGGUGUCGGAGGAGUAGGCGUCGGCAGUAGCGUAGCAUUGCUCAGCGGUGGACCUGGCUUCUCGAAGGCUGUGGCCGGACCCGCCUUCCUCGUGCGCACCGUGCACCACGUGAACAAGGUCCACGGCGGAGGCGCCAUCGUCGCUCACUCCGGUCUUGGAGGAGUCGGUGGAGGACUCGGCUACGGGGGAGGCCUGGGAUACGGCGGAGGUCUCGGCUACGGUGGAGGCCUGGGUUACGGACUUGGCCUGGGCUAUGGCGGUGGCCUGGGUUACGGCAGUGGGCUGAAAUACGGGGGAUAUGCCCUGAAGGGAUAGAUGCCAUGUAACCACAAGCUAGAAGAAGUCCUUGGUUGCUGUAUUUCUGUCAGCGCUAUGUCCAUGGCGGUAAAGUCGACACAGCGUGGAUAUAUCCUGGAAGAACCAUUUGUAUAUGAAAUGUAAAUAAAUUUCUGUACCGAGAA
Messenger RNA from Dermacentor andersoni, 694 nucleotides. RefSeq lists its product as uncharacterized. NCBI's taxonomy places the organism in Eukaryota, Metazoa, Arthropoda, Arachnida, Ixodida, Ixodidae. The record is from RefSeq and is a predicted model, not a curated record.